This is a messenger RNA of Mangifera indica (mango), 2231 nucleotides long. Its product is annotated as pentatricopeptide repeat-containing protein At1g26460, mitochondrial-like. Bases 82 to 1929 code for a protein of 615 amino acids. NCBI's taxonomy places the organism in Eukaryota, Viridiplantae, Streptophyta, Magnoliopsida, Sapindales, Anacardiaceae. The record is from RefSeq and is a predicted model, not a curated record. The transcript has 7 exons. Gene Ontology annotation, molecular function: protein binding.
UAACUUUAAAAAAAAAAAAACAUCAACACAAAAACCCUAAAUAAACUCUUCACUGCAGUUCACUUAACUUCAUUUGGAUCAAUGGCAUCUCCAAUGUUGAUUUUCACGCGAACCAAAACCCUUCUUCCUAAAACGCUAAACCCAAUUCUCAAUCUUAAAUCUAUCUCCAUUUCUACCUUCACUUUCCUUUCCCAAGAAACCCAACUCGCUGAGUCCAAUCAAACAUCUCCUCUCCCGCCAAACCCUGCCACUGGUAGCCCACUUUACAACGAAAACUGGCGUAAACCGGCUACCACCUCCGCCUUCCUGACUCAGUCCUUGAUCCCUCUAGGUCUCCAGAACACGUCCGCCCCUCGCAUUCAGGCAUUAUCACAACCACUAGAUGUGCAGGCUUUAAUGAAUGUUUUUGCUGACUGGAUGACAAGUCAAAGAUGGUCAGAUAUGAAGCAGAUGUUUGAGUUUUGGAUUCGGAGUUUAGACAGAAAUGGGAAGCCGAAUAAGCCUGAUGUUAAUCUCUAUAAUCAUUAUUUGAGGGCUAAUUUAAUGAUGGGUGCUAGUGCUGCUGAGUUGCUUGAUUUAGUGGCCCAGAUGGAGAAUUUUGCUAUCCUGCCUAUCACGGCGUCGUUUAAUUUGGUCUUGAAAGCUAUGCACCAGGCUAGAGAGACUGAGGCUGCUGAGAAGUUGCUCCAACGGAUGCUGCAAACUGGGAAAGAAUCUCUGCCUGAUGAUGAGUCAUAUGACUUAGUUAUUGGCAUGCUAUUUUUAACAGGCCAAAUUGAUGCUGCUUUGAAAUACUUAGAUAUGGCCUUGAAAUCUGGUUAUAUGUUGUCUAUGAAAGUGUUUACUGAAUGUGUCCAAAGUUGUGUUAACGAGGGCAGGCUGGAUGUACUGGUAUCCAUUAUUGAGAAGUGCAAGACAAUGGAUCAAAACAAAGCACUCUGUCCAACCUGGAUCAUGUGUAAUUAUAUUGCGGAAGUUGCAGUUCAAGAAGAUAAUAGCAGGUUAGCAUUUUAUGCCUUGGAGUUUAUGGCCAAGUGGAUAGCUCAGGGUGACAAUGCAAGGCCCCCUGUUCUGCUUUCUGUAGAUGAAGGAUUGGUUGUGUUAGUGCUUGGAACUGCUGGAAGGACCUACAGUCAAACACUUUUGGAUGCAUCAUGGGCUAUCCUACGUCGCUCUUUGCGUCAAAAGAAGGCCCCCAACCCUGAGUCUUAUCUUGUAAAAAUAUAUGCUCAUGCGUCACUGGGCGAUCUUCAAAGGGCUUUUAGUACCUUGCAUGAUUUUGAGACAGCCUAUGGAAAUUCCAACAAAUAUGUAGAGGAAGAACUUUUCUCACCAUUUACAUCUUUAAAUCCUUUGGUCAUUGCCUGCUCCAAGAAGGGUUUUGAGACAUUAGACUCGGUGUAUUUUCAACUUGAGCAAUUGAGCAAUGCAGAUCCUCCUUAUAAAUCGGUUGCUGCUCUAAAUUGUAUAAUUUUAGGUUGUGCUAAUGUUUGGGAUCUUGAUCGUGCCUACCAAACUUUUGAGGCAAUUGGUUCUUCUUUUGGGUUGACUCCAGAUAUUCAUUCAUACAAUGCUUUAAUGUAUGCAUUUGGAAAGCUCAAGAAGACCUUUGAAGCUUCAAGAGUGUUUGAGCACUUAGUAAGUUUGGGCGUUAAACCCAAUGCAAUGUCAUAUUCUUUGCUUGCUGAUGCCCAUCUAAUCAACCGAGAUCAGAAAGCUGCUCUCUCUGUAAUUGAUGACAUGCUAACUGCUGGAUUUUCACCCUCCAAAGAAACUCUAAAAAAGGUCAGAAGGCGAUGCUUACGAGAAAUGGACUAUGAAACUGAUGACAAGGUUGACGCCCUGGCUAAAAAGUUUGAGAUACGUAUGGGCUCAGAGAAUCGUAGGAACACACUGUUUAAUCUCCGGUACAGCACUGAUUAUGCCUGAAGAGUUGGCUUUUUAUUUCUAGUAGGCUUGAAAAUCUCAAUGAAGAUGAUGAUGGUGAUACGAUUCAACAAGUUAUGUUCUACAAAUUUAUUUUUUUGUGAUACUUCAUCUUUUUUUUUUUUAAUUUGUAAAUUAUCUGAUUGUUAUCAAUUUUGAGUCCUGGAACAAAUUAAUGCCAGGAUCAUAGCUUUCCAACAGCUAUAUUUAUAAUUUCACCUGUUCACUUCUCUAUUCUUUUUGUGCUUUAUGAGGAACAUUUGCAAGGUGGUGAAAUGCCAAUCCAAUAUUCCAAUGUUGACCAA